CCCUUCCAUCAUCAUCACACACACCCCCGAAUCAUGGACCUAGCGCGAUCCCUAUUUCAGGCGCCGACCCCAGUACCUGUGCGCCAGAGACGUUCGCCAAGCACAACUUCAAAUCACUUUCUUUCCCUGCUCUUUUUUCAUGAGUCCAACUCGCUUCCGACGGCGGCACUCAUCGAUAGUGAGCAACUCAAGAACUUUCAGUUCAUGAAAAAGACAUUCGAGACAGUUCUAGCAGGAAUAAUCCGGGACAGGAACCGCCACGAGCUGGUCAUUCUCUGCCCAGUCCAACAGUCGCUCAUGGGGAUUGAUGCAAUCUCGAAGCUGGAAUGGGAAUGGGGCGGUAUCGACGAGGAGUUCAUAUUGAGUCAUAUUGCCCGUGUCCCAGAAAGGGACCGCCCGGUCACGAAAGGACUGACAGUCGGUACACUGAAUGGACGAUCCCUGAUUGUUACAGAUACAACAGUUACGACGGCAAAAGGAUUCAAGUUGCUGAAGCAAGCCCGACUGGUUUCGGAGCGGAUAUUCUACGAUAAUGAAGGCAGAGGCUGGGUGAUCCAGUUCAUUGAUCGACCACUGGUGGGCAUCCCGCAGAAAGCAGAGCAGACAACAUCAACCCCAAGUUCUCCAGAAGAGACUGGGGCCGAUGGCGCCGGGAGUAGAUUUUCGACAAUAUUCACGCCCGCAACCACCCAAUCGGACGGGCAGCAUUCAUCGAGGCCGGGCCGCCGCAGCAGACAUCGACCAAGUCCAUCGCAGACACCUGGACUCUACAGAGAAACACGCAGGCGACUCAAAGGCCGGCCGGUUUUGACGCUUCAGAUCGCAUUGCAACGGUUUCCUGGAGUUUCUCAAAGACUGGAGCAGCUGAUCAUGGACUUUAACGAUGCAACUAUGACAAAGAACAACCUGGACGAUAUCCGGACGGAUGUGGAGCAUCUUCUGGCGGACAGCGUCAACCUGUUGAACCAGGUGGACAAAGCCGUACUGUCGGCUUUGCUGGACGAGUACGGAGCUACUUCUGAGAGUCUCGAUCAACUAUUGGAGAACUACAUCAUGAACUCGACCUACGACAUUGUAUUCUUCAAGAUCACUCUCCAGUUGAAGCAACAAGACUGGGAUCUAGCAGAAGCUAUACGGGAGCUCGGGAAUUUAGAUCUUGGUCAAGUUGGGCUGCCUGAUACACCGCAGCAUUAUCAAUCCCUGGUGUCUGCGUUGAACGAGUUUCAGUCGAUUGGUGUUCUGCGGACACCGGAGGAAAAACUGAGUUGCUUGGUACAGUCUAUAAAGGUCACUAGCACGCUCUCAGGAGGAGCCGACGACCUGAUUCCGAUCUUGCUCCUCACAGUUCUCCGUUCAGGAAUCAGCAAUCUUGCGUCCAACCUCUACUACAUGAAGAACUUUGUUCUGUUUGGAGACUCUUCCCGUGGCGAAUAUGGUUAUUCAUUAUCGACACUGGAAGCCGUUUCACGAUAUAUUCUUUCACACGCCAGGCAACUUUCGCCAUUAUCCACAAGGAACCAGGAAUACUGGGAGAAGGUUUGCUCCGGCGAUCUGAAUGGUGUAAAGAGGAUGUAUGCUGAAGGUUCCCAGCCCAUCGAAACAAGGCUAGCAUCACCGAUUUUACCUCGACGCCCAUCUGCAACGAGUCUUGAGAGUAACAGCGACAUCCCAAUCGAUCCGAUGCUGACGAACACAUUAUCGGCUUCUUCAUCACACAGCCGAGACGCAGAAGGCAACAACGGCGUUUUGUUGGCAUGCAAGGCGCAGCAGGUGGAGGUACUCCGGUAUCUCAUACAGGAACAAGGGAACUCGGUCGACGUAUCCAACUAUGAGGGUAGAACUCCGCUGAUGAUGGCUGUUGAUUGCGGCAACAUAGAGAUAACCAGGACAAUACUUCGGGCACUGAGCGCUAAAGACAAGCACGCGAUUGACAAACAGGAUGUACUUGGCAAUACCGCGAUGCAUGUUUGCGUUAACAAGGGUAAUAUAGAAGUCUUGGAGGAGCUUUUGAAUGCCGGGCCAAACCUCGGCCUGCCCAACAAUGAGGGCAAUACGCCACUAAUUAUUGCAGCGAGGAUGAGUAGCGACAAAUACGACACAUCACUAAUUAUCGCAGCCAAAAUGAGCUACGAUAAGAGCGAACAGAACAGCAGGAUUAUCCCGACGCUGGCUUCCAGGAUGAAGCCGCAAGACUUUGACCGCCAGAAUAACAGUGGAGACACAGCAAUUCAUUUCAUCGUCGAUACGGGUCUGAUAGCGGACCUGGUCAAGCGUGGAGCAAACCCAGAUAUCGAAAACUAUGCGGGAUGGACACCGCUUUUAAAAUGGGCUCUGCAUGACAACAAUAACGCUGUCAGGGGACUCUUGGCCACCGAACGUGUAGAUGCGCUGGCGACGGAUUCGCGUGGAUACACUUCCCUACAUAUGGCGUGUCUUCGAGGAAACUUGGAGAUGGUUCAGAUGCUGUACAGCUAUACGCCAAUUGAUAUUCAGUCUGCUGUAGACGGCAGCACUCUUUUGCAACUUGCGUGUCAAUCGAAUUCGGCAUCGGUCGUCGAAUUUCUGCUGCAGAAGGGCGCUAAUCCUAAAUUGAGAGACUGGACUAACGAAUCGCCGGCAGAUAUGACGAACGAUGCCGCCAUCUUGGACAUGUUGGAUAAUGCUACGCUGUUUUGGGAUAGUAGGCACGAUAAUACAAGGCCGAGUACUACAGUUCAAUCAACAGUAAAACCGCAACGUCUCAAGGUAGCAGAUGAAGAUAAAACAACCCAGGAUGAGUCGGGGAAGAGAGUUAUCCGUGUGGUCCGAGGAACGAUGGAGCAGGACGGCAAAGUUCGAUAUAUCGUGAAAAGUGGAUCUACCUCGGAUCCGUUGACAAUUGUUACGAUGCCAAGAUCUCUGGAGGACUUUCAGUUCCUGAGGCAAAACCUGCUGGCAGAAGGACCGGAUGCCUGUAUACCGUCUCUAGAGAACUUCUACUCACCCUUCCUGCUUCCGCCGAGCCGUCCGUCGAAAAUGGUUUUGGCCAUCUCUGCGAGAAGGCUAAACAUGUUCCUGAACUAUCUAUCGGACCAUCCUGUCCUAGCAAACCAUGAGCUGGUGUGGGAAUUCAUGUUGAUGCCAGAGCUCGAUCGCGACAUGAUCACUCAACGAUCGCAGAUAAAGCAAGAUAAUACUAUCGACAGUAUUUUUGACAACUUUCCGCCGGCGGUUGAGAACUUAGAUCAUGAGGAGACAUAUUUCAAGCAUCUGAACGACGAGAUCCUUAAGCUGGACACGGCUAUACAACAAGUCAGAAAACAUGCUCGGAAUCUAAGUCGAAGUACACAAGAUGUCCCUCAGCAGCUAGAAAUCCUGUCAACUGUAUUUGAUCAAUCAUACCAUGUCAGCUUCGACAACAAGAACGAAUACGUGCAAGCACUAAAGGCGAUAGCUUCAACGCAGACAACGAUGCACACGUCUGAUAUCGAAUCUCUAGGAAACUUGUUCGAAGAUUUCUCAUUUGUUAUCGAUGGGACACUGAAAGCCCUAAAGCAUCCGAAAGAGGUCAUCACCUCGAUCCGUCAAUUGAGAGCAGCGGUUGCAAAGGCGGAGCAAAACAUGCGCCGUAACGAUACGUGGUGGUCCGGUCUAUCCAGCAUAGGGGAGGGGGCCAAAACAGCGUUUGGCGGGGCAGGGGCGGCUUUGGGUGCAGUUGGACAUGGAGCCACGUCGACCUUCGAGGCCGUGUCUGGACUGAUUACGCCCGGAGGCGGGCAUUCAAAAGCGGCCUCAGAGAGUGCAGUUAGGGGAUCAAUAGAAGUCCCGGAUAGGAGCACUUCAACUUCACCGUUGACAUCACCAUCUAGGCGAUCUCUACUCUCAUUUUCUUCUUCGACGCCGCCACCGCCGAACAAAAAGCCUAUCGUCAUCAAGUUAUCGUCUAAUACAUCGCAAACCAACCUCAGUAACCUUAUGGGCAGCCCCACCCCAACCCGGCCUCGACCACGUCCGUCUUUAGAAUCAGCAUCCAGAACAGCCUCUGCGUCAUCUCUGUUGACAUAUCCGUUUUCGUCUAUCGCGGCAGUUGCUUCUGCAGCAACGGGACAUAUGUCGUUGGAUGAGAUGAAGGAUAAGAUUGAAAAGGCCUCUAGUUUGUUGAACAGUCUUCAUGGCUCGCUGUUUGAGGAGUUGUCACAUCUGCAGAACCAUCAUACUAAGGAAUUGGAGCGCGCCAUGCGCGAUUUUGGCGCGAGACAGUUGCAGAUCGAGAAGAGUCGGCUACGAGAUAUGAUCGAAAUCCUGGAAGACUUGCGGAUCGAAUCAAGUAGCACUGCUGUUGGUACAAGCGGAUCGACUCCUGUGAGUGUCCUUGGUUCACGCUCGUUCAUGGGGUCGACAAGGGAUUUGACUGUUGGACGGGAUAGUCGAGGUAUUAGUCGUCAGUCUUCAAUGCACGGCUUGAGUUCUGGGAUCGGGUCGUCGAGCGCGGGAGCCAGCUCUUUGUUUGAUUUCGAUCAUGAUGAGAAGGCAGAGGCGCGUACCUACCAGCGGCAGUACGAGCUGCAGCGCAAGAACAGCACCAUUCGUCCUUCAGAUAUCGAUUGUGAACGAUUGCGAGCAGAACAAGAAAACUAUGGAAGCUCAAGUGUUCGUAAGGAGGAAGAGGACCCAAUGAGCGAAAAAACACCUUUUGACGGCUGAAAUUCCCUUGUGGCAAAUAAAGAGAGGGUACCUCAGUAAA
This is a messenger RNA of Gamsiella multidivaricata, 4723 nucleotides long. RefSeq lists its product as uncharacterized. The coding region runs from base 34 to 4683 and encodes 1549 amino acids. Lineage: Eukaryota; Fungi; Mortierellomycota; Mortierellomycetes; Mortierellales; Mortierellaceae. The record is from RefSeq and is a predicted model, not a curated record. Gene Ontology annotation, biological process: early endosome to late endosome transport. Gene Ontology annotation, molecular function: phosphatidylinositol binding; guanyl-nucleotide exchange factor activity; SNARE binding. The transcript has 9 exons. Gene Ontology annotation, cellular component: early endosome; transport vesicle; plasma membrane.